AUGAAUAACACGACUUUUGUUAAGACCGCAUUGGCUCUAAACAAACCCUUUGUUAACAACUUAUUGGCUCUAAUCCUUCUCGGAUUAGUGGUAUUCUUUAUAUUUGGAUUCGGAAUCUCCGGAUUUACUAUUGGUAAAUGCUUGGUAGCUUUCCUUCUUGGAGGAUUGCUUGCAUUUGUAUAUGGAAAAUACGUCGCAGAAAUAUCUGCUUUCUCUAAAGAACAGGGAAUAUUGCUGAAGGAGCUUGAGGCUGCCUACUUAAUGAACAUCAGACUCUUGGAUGAAAAUGAAGAAAGGAGUUGCACGGAGGAAUUUCUAGAAGAAAUAUAUGCAGACUUGGCGAGGGAGUUGGCGGAAGAGAAAUCUCGCGCUGAAGAGCUUACCAAAGCUCGUGAGGAAGAUCAGGCGAAGCUGAGGGAAGCUGAGAACGCAAAUGAAGAGCUUGUUUCUCGUAAUCUUUUCCUCAGCAAGGAAAACAACGACUGUCACGAGGUGAUAAUAAAGAUAAAUAAGGAGGUAGAUGAGCUGAAGGAAGAACUCAACCGCAACGGCACAGAAUUUGCAAGGAACGCAGAAGUAAUUCAAGAACUGCAAAAUCAAGUCAAAGAUAACGAGGUAUACUGCAGUUUUCUCGAAGAAAAGGUAAAGGAUCACGAGGCAGAAAGAAAAAGAUUGAAGCAGCUGGCAUCAGAACGCGAAGAAAAUCGACAACAUUUGCUAAAAGAAGUAAAUGUUCUUCGAGCCACAAAUUACGAUCUUCAGAACAAUCUGGAAAAGGAGGCCCGAAAUAAUAUAAAUUUGGAAAGGAACGUGGAAAUGCUUGAAGAUCAAAAUAAAAACCUCGAACGGGAUUUGGCUCAGAAGGAAACUCAAAUUGUCACGUCGAUGGAAAUGCUGAACGUUGAAAGGAGGAAGAAUGAAAUCCUGGCUGAAGAAGUCCAGGUGAUGAAAAGUUGGAUCGCUCAACUAGCUGGUGAAAAGGAAAAACUGAAAGAUACAUUCGUCGAAAAGGACUUGGAAAUUAGCUCAGUGGUCCGAAAUAUGGAAAAAGAGAGAGAAAAGAAUCAAGUUCUGGCUGAAGAAAUUCAAGCACUGAAAAAAUGGAUCGCUGAGUUAGCAGGCGAGAACCAAAAUCUCAAAGAGAGAUUGGCAGAAAAGGAAUUGGAAGAGAAUGAGGUGGAGAAACUUUCAGAAAAGCUGAAAGUGACAAAAGAAGAGAUGAGAGAAUUGGAGAGUACCUUGAAACAGGUACAGGAGCGACUUAAGGAGGCAGAAGAAAGACCUAAGGAGGAGCAGACGCUGGAACAGGAGAAGGAAGAAGAAAACGAUUCGAAUAAAGUUCAUGAAGAGGAGGCGGAAUUCGCGGACAAUAGAGGAUAUUCUCAGGAGGAAAACGGAGAAGUAGAUCGAGAGAAUGAUGACAGUCACAAAAAUAAUCAAGAGGAAAAUAAUGAACUGAUCAUGAAAAAGGAUCUCGAAAAGAACGGGACAAAACCUCCGGGCCAAGAGGACAGCAGCAGGAGGUCCGUCGUCCAGUCUCUGACCCUUCAAACGCAUUGCGAGAAGCUGCAUAGUAUCAUGUUAUACCUGCAGCAUUUCAGGAGCUCCUCCUGA
Molecule: messenger RNA, 1614 nt
Organism: Macrobrachium nipponense
Lineage: Eukaryota; Metazoa; Arthropoda; Malacostraca; Decapoda; Palaemonidae
Product: filamin A-interacting protein 1-like
Exons: 1
Coding region: 1-1614 (537 amino acids)
Source: RefSeq, a predicted model, not a curated record